AUGCAACCAAAUCCCCCAACGAGCAGCCUCCGGGCCCUUCCCCCCCUCCUCCUCCUCCUCCUCCUCUCCCUUCUCUGCGCCGCCGAGCCUGCGCAGUUCUGCAAGUUCGGCCACCUUUCCGGCCAGGUCGACUUCUGCAGCAGCCUCACCGCGCACCGCAACUCCUCCACCGGCGACCACAACCUCUACCUGACCUUCACCCACUCCCGGCCCCUCAACUCCGCCCUCGGCUGGGGCGCCGUCGGCUUCGGCUCGCAGAUGGCCGGCUCGCUCAUGGUCAUCGUCUACGGGGACCCGUCCUCCGGCGCGCCGCCCGUCGUCAGCGUGCGCGCCUCCACCGGCCACGCGCAGCCCGCCCUCGUCACCCGCGCGGACCUCGCCGGCGGCGACCUGCGCGUGCUGCGCUCCGACUGGCGCCUCGACGACGCCCGCGGGACGGCCGCCGCGAUCGUCUCGCUGGUCUGCUACUCGUGCACGCGGUGGCCCGGGACCAAGAUCUCGGCCGCGGCGCGCUCGCAGCCGCUGGUCUGGGCGUGGAACCGGGACCAGGCGUUCGACGUGUUCGCGUACGACGCGCACCUCCGCAUGCACGCGCACCGCGCGGGCAACGGCGGCUGGGGCCGCUUCUACGUGGACAUGGUGCGCGCCACCAGCACGGUCCCGCAACUACCCUCCGUGCCCUUCAUCCGGCCCGGCGUCGCCGCCUGGGCGGCCUCCGAGGAGCCGAGCCUGCUCGCCGGCGGCCUCGUCGACGCCGUGAAGCAGUGGGCGGGCAGGGACCGCGCGCUGCACGUCCACGGCGCGCUGAUGGCCGCCGCGUUCCUGGUCCUGCUGCCCGCCGGCGUCGUGGCCAUGCGCUCCGGCGGUCCCCGGUCCCUCACCUACCACUGGGUCGUCCAGCUGACCGCCGCCGCGCUCAUCCUCGCCGGCAUGGGCGUCGGCGUCUCCCUGCAGAGGAGGAUCGAUACGCCGCACCAGGUCCUCGGGCUCGUUGUGGUCGGCGCGCUGGUUGUGCAGUCCGGCCUCGGGUAUAAGCACCACGUCGACUUUGUGCGGAUCCGGCGGCGCGCGUGGAUCUCGCACGCGCACAUCUGGACCGGCCGCGGCGUCAUGGUGGCCGCCUGCGGGAACCUGCUCCUCGGCAUGACCGUGCGCGGCUACCCGCGGGCGGUCACGGGGCUGGCGGCCGCGUUCGUGGUGCUGGAGCUCCUCGGGCUCGCCGUGUUCGUGUGGCGCCGGGGUCGGGUGGCGGCGCGGGAGACGCGCCGGGUAGCGUUCAACGAGGCGGAGCGGCAGCAGACGGCGCAGACGCACCGCUACUUUGCCAUCGGCGACGACACGGACGAGGAGCAGAGCGACGCGGAGGGCGAGUCCGGGAAGCUGCGGAAGUCGGAGGAAGGGUCUGCGGAGUCCCGGUAA
This is a messenger RNA of Cordyceps fumosorosea ARSEF 2679, 1419 nucleotides long. RefSeq names its product integral membrane protein. Lineage: Eukaryota; Fungi; Ascomycota; Sordariomycetes; Hypocreales; Cordycipitaceae. The transcript has a single exon. The record is from RefSeq and is a predicted model, not a curated record. Bases 1 to 1419 code for a protein of 472 amino acids.